AUGCUUGCUGGUCUCGAACGUACUUCGGGAUACCUCGAUGAUGUUUUAGUUGGCGCAGUCGACGAAGAAGACCAGGAAUUCGGAUUCGCCAUCAAAGCCGAAAAGUGCUCGUUUGGCCAGCGACAGAUCAAAUACGUUGGACACCUCAUCGAUGAGCACGGUUUGCAUCCGGAUCCAUCCAAAGUCGAAACCUUCUGCCGAGUGCCGAAAAACGUUUCGGAAGUACGCUCGUUCUUGGGGGCGAUCAAUUAUUAUGGGAAUUUCGUCCCGAGUAUGCACAAGCUUCGAUAUCCGCUCGAUGAGCUGCUCAAAGCUAACAAAAAUUUCGCCUGGAUGGCAGAGUGUAAGACAUCCUUCAGUACCUUCAAGCAGAUUCUUCAGUCCGACUUGUUGCUGAAGCACUACAAUCCGUAG
Molecule: messenger RNA, 414 nt
Organism: Armigeres subalbatus
Lineage: Eukaryota; Metazoa; Arthropoda; Insecta; Diptera; Culicidae
Exons: 1
Coding region: 1-414 (137 amino acids)
Source: RefSeq, a predicted model, not a curated record